CAAACGCGGGCGGGCGGGCCCGCAGCCCUGCAGUUGCAGUCGUGUUCUCCGAGUUUCUGUCUCUCUGCCAACGCCGCCCGGAUGGCUUCCCAAAACCGCGACCCGGCAGCCACUAGCGUCACCGCCGCCCGUAAAGGAGCCGAGCCGAGCGGGGGCGCCGCCCGGGGUCCCGUGGGCAAAAGGCUACAGCAGGAGCUGAUGACCCUCAUGGUAUAUGAAGACCUGAGGUAUAAGCUCUCACUAGAGUUCCCCAGUGGCUACCCUUACAAUGCGCCCACGGUGAAAUUCCUCACACCCUGCUACCACCCCAACGUGGACACCCAGGGUAACAUAUGCCUGGACAUCCUGAAGGACAAGUGGUCUGCCCUAUAUGACGUCAGGACCAUUCUGCUCUCCAUCCAGAGCCUUCUAGGAGAACCCAAUAUUGAUAGUCCGUUGAACACUCAUGCUGCCGAGCUCUGGAAAAACCCCACAGCUUUUAAGAAGUACCUGCAAGAAACCUACUCAAAGCAGGUCACCAGCCAGGAGCCCUGACCCAGGCUGCCCAGCCUGUCCUUGUGUUGUCUUCUUAAUUUUUCCUUAGAUGGUCUGUCCUUUUUGUGAUUUCUGUAUAGGACUCUGUAUCUUGAGCUGUGGUAUUAUUUUUGUUUUGUUUUUGUCUUUUAAAUUAAGCCUCGGUUGAGCCCUUGUGAUGUAUAUUAAAUAAAUGCAUUUUGGUCCUUUUUUAGACAA
Cercocebus atys (sooty mangabey) is the source of this 732-nucleotide messenger RNA. It is a transcript of the gene UBE2C, whose product is annotated as ubiquitin-conjugating enzyme E2C. The record is from RefSeq and is a predicted model, not a curated record. The transcript has 5 exons. Lineage: Eukaryota; Metazoa; Chordata; Mammalia; Primates; Cercopithecidae. Bases 82 to 534 code for a protein of 150 amino acids.